Messenger RNA from Aaosphaeria arxii CBS 175.79, 870 nucleotides. RefSeq lists its product as uncharacterized. The transcript is spliced from 2 exons. Gene Ontology annotation, cellular component: nucleolus. Gene Ontology annotation, molecular function: rRNA (adenine) methyltransferase activity. Lineage: Eukaryota; Fungi; Ascomycota; Dothideomycetes; Pleosporales. Bases 1 to 870 code for a protein of 289 amino acids. The record is from RefSeq and is a predicted model, not a curated record.
AUGGCGCUCUCGAAGCGCCCAAAGUCGCUUUCGCAUGGAAGGCCUCCCAUCAGCAAACCUUCAGAGCGCAUGAGCUCUAAGCAGUCUCGCACGAUCAUUCGAACCCAUCACCGGUUGCAUAAAGAGCAUGCAGCAGCUGUGAGAAAGGGAGAUGCGCAGACAGCGGCUCGGGUCAAGCAGGCGAUCGAGCAGAAGAGCAAUCUGAAAUUGUACCAAGCAGCCAGCAAACAAGGCCAAUCAAAGGAUCGAGGUGGCGACUCUAGCAAGCUCCUCGUGCAGUGGAUGCAGGAGCACAAAAUCAUACACCCGAACAAGGACACUAAUGCUACGACAACCAAUCCCUAUCAAUUAUUGGAGGUUGGAGCUCUCUCUACAAAGAAUGAAAUCUCGCGCUUCCCGAAACUUCUUCAGGUCACCAGGAUAGAUUUGAACAGUCAGGAGCCGGGAAUCCUGCAGCAGAACUUCAUGGAACGACCACUGCCAUCUGUACCCUCCGACUACUUCGAUAUCAUUUCGCUGUCACUCGUGCUCAACUAUGUAUCAGAUGCAGUAGGACGUGGUGAAAUGCUUAAAAGGACUACAGAGUUCUUGCGGCUUCAGACUUCUCAGCCAGAAGCAGCCAACGAUGCACUUCCGUUGCUAUUUCUGGUCCUCCCACUGCCUUGUGUGGCCAAUUCUCGGUAUCUGAAUGAGCAGCUCCUCGAGCGCAUCAUGACUGGUCUGGGCUAUCAGGUUCUGAACAAGAAGAACACAAAUAAGUUGUGUUAUUACCUCUUCAAAUUGACUGGCAAUGUCCACGGAACAAAAGCAGAUAAGCGAAAAGUAAGAGAUGGACCGUCGAUGAACAACUUUUGCAUCGUCGUAGAGUGA